AUGUCCGCGUCGUUCUCCAGCGGCGGCAGCAGCCUACAAAUCGAUAGACUCGGCUCGGCGCACCUGCAGCUUGGGAUCCAGGGCCACGCCGACCGUUCGGGCAGGUCCCCGCGGCCAGAUGACCACGCGCGCGCCAAAAGAACGCUUGUCCGGCGCGUAAUCUGGCGCGCUGCCCCCUCCGCCGGCUCGACCGGUCGACCGCUGGAGAGCAAACGCCUCACGAGCACCUCGGCGGACAUCGAGCGGAGUGGCGGCGACGGGUGGCACGGGCGAGACGACGCAGAACACGUGUGGCCGAGUUCUUCGCCUUCUCCGGCAAGGUUUCCCGCGAACGUCGAGGAACGAGGCUCGCGCGCAGGGCCGGCGAGGUCGCUGAUGAAAGCUUCUGGACGCGCCGACGUGCGCCGUGGUCGGCUGGCUGGGGCGGCCUGGGCGGGGCAGCAGGAUCGAUGGCGGGCCGGCGCGCGGGAGAAAGACAAAGAAGACAGGCUUGGUUGGGGGACGGGAAAUACGGAGCGUCCGACGCACCAGGGUGAAGUACGGCGCCCAUCGCUGUUGGUGGGUGCGCUACGAACCUCCGCGAGCGGUCGCAUCGCCGCGGACGUGGCUCCGCGUCUCGCGGGCGAGUGUUUGGUCAUCGCGCGCGACGAUGCCGGCCGCGGUGCUCGCAUCCUGUUCUGGAUCACGACCGACCCCGAGCGGGGUACUGGAUCCGUUCUCGCCCGUUCGUGCGCACACGCGAUGUGGCGCGUGAUGCUGGGACGGCGGAUCUGUCCCGAAGACCGAUGUGAGGUCGAGCGAGGCUAG
Messenger RNA from Epithele typhae, 807 nucleotides. RefSeq lists its product as uncharacterized. Lineage: Eukaryota; Fungi; Basidiomycota; Agaricomycetes; Polyporales; Epitheliaceae. Bases 1 to 807 code for a protein of 268 amino acids. The record is from RefSeq and is a predicted model, not a curated record. The transcript has 3 exons.